Molecule: messenger RNA, 1983 nt
Organism: Phialemonium atrogriseum
Lineage: Eukaryota; Fungi; Ascomycota; Sordariomycetes; Cephalothecales; Cephalothecaceae
Product: general substrate transporter
Exons: 2
Coding region: 243-1832 (529 amino acids)
Biological process (GO): transmembrane transport; carbohydrate transport
Cellular component (GO): membrane
Molecular function (GO): carbohydrate:proton symporter activity
Source: RefSeq, a predicted model, not a curated record
CUAGGCACUCAUGCUCGCUUGGCUCGCCGAUUGAUUGUGCACUAUUGACUGUGCACCAUGUCUCGUAGCUCGCUGUCGUGAUACUUACCCCAGAUUCACAGGCUGGGCGGCCUUCUCCCCAGAUUAACCAUUUGGCUAUAAUUAAGAUGCCUUUUCCGCUUGGUUUCAAAGACAAGACAAGCACACACUGAACCCGCCAACCUGUCUGAACAACCUUGCGUGCAGCUCGCGACAUCGUCAACAUGGCCACCGACGAGUUCAAGUCCAAGGACGUCAUCAACCACUGCGAAAAAACGGGGCCCCAAGACCGAGAUGGCUUACACGAUGCUCAAGAAGCAGCAGAGCAGGAGCGCGAGAUCACGUUUCUUCAGUCUCUGAAGUUGUAUCCUGCCGCUAUCGCCUGGUCGGUCCUUCUCUCGACGGCUAUCGUCAUGGAAGGAUACGAUACGAAGCUGAUCGGGUCCUUGAACGCCCAGCCAGCUUUCACGAAACGGUACGGCACGCUUCUGCCCAGCGGGAAAUACCAGAUUCCCGCACCGUGGCAAGCUGGACUCUCGAACGGCGCUACAAUUGGCUCUCUAAUCGGCCUCUACCUGAACGGACACAUCUCGGAGCGCAUAGGAUUCAAGAAAACAAUGCUCGCAUCGCUCGUGUGGAUGACGGCGGCCAUCUUUAUUCCGGUCUUUGCGCCAAGCAUCGAAGUGCUCCUGGCCGGGCAGAUUCUCCAAGGCAUCCCUUGGGGCGUCUUCCAGACACUGACUACGGCCUACGCUGCCGAAGUGUGUCCUGUCAAUCUUCGCGGCUACCUAACAACAUACGUAAAUCUGUGCUGGGUCUUCGGGCAAUUUCUUUCCGCCGGCGUCUUGCGAGCCAUGGCAGAGCGAACCGACCAGUGGGCCUACAGAAUCCCAUUCGCACUGCAGUGGAUGUGGCCCGUCCCUUUGAUCGUCGGCAUUACAUUCGCCCCGGAAUCCCCCUGGUGGUGUGUCCGGAAGAACCGCAUUGAGGAUGCGAGACGCAACCUGCGUCGCCUUACCCGAUCCAGUAGUGAAUCGGGGGCCGACAUCGACAAGAUGCUUACAUUGAUGCAAGUCACUGUCAACAGGGAGAGGGAGACCGGGACUGGAAGACACUAUCAAGACUGCUUCCGCGGUGUCGACCUCCGCCGGACCAUCAUCGCGUGUGGUUGCUGGGGUAUCCAGAUCAUGUCCGGCACCGGUCUUCGCGUUUAUUCGACGUAUUUCUACCAGCAGGCCGGCCUUCCGUCGACGCAGGCAUUCAACAUGAGUUUGAUCCAGUACGCGCUCGGCAUCGUCGGCGUGUUGAUCGCCUGGUUCCUCCUUCCUCAUUGCGGGCGGCGACCACUUUAUCUCUGGGGUCUGGCCGGCCUGGAAGUAACUCUGAUCAUCAUCGGGGGCCUCGGCACCAUCUCCAACCCGGCACCGUCAAUUGCCUGGGCCAUUGGCAGCAUGCUGAUUGUAUACACGCUCAUUUACGACAUAACCGUGGGGCCGAUAUGCUACGCCAUAGUCUCGGAAGUGCCUUCGUCCGAGCUGCGUAGCAAGACCAUUGUGCUCGCGCGCAUGACAUACAACCUUCUGAACAUCGUCAGCAAUGUCAUUACGCCAUACAUGCUGAAUCCCGGGGCCUGGGCAUGGGGGGCGAAGGCGGGCUUUUUCUUCGCUGGUACCUGCACUCUUUCGCUGGUGUUCACGGCGUUCAAUAUUCCCGAGACAAAGGGGCGCACGUUUGCUGAACUCAAUGUGUUGUUCCGUCAGCGCACAAAGGCUUGGAGAUUCAAGGACCAGAGCGUGAAUCUGGAAGAGGAGUGAGGUUGAGGAAGAGGAAAACCGCAAGGUGGGAAAAAUAUGUCCUUGGUACUGUACCUUAGUUCGGUGUAAUUAAUACAUCACGACGGGGUAAGAUAUACAAGCAUGCAUUGGCCCCUUUCUCGAUGCAUCGUUCUUCCAGAUAAGGCUUAGG